Molecule: messenger RNA, 2384 nt
Organism: Drosophila kikkawai
Lineage: Eukaryota; Metazoa; Arthropoda; Insecta; Diptera; Drosophilidae
Product: serine protease 1
Biological process (GO): proteolysis
Molecular function (GO): serine-type endopeptidase activity
Source: RefSeq, a predicted model, not a curated record
GCGCGGUCGCUUUUUUAUUUACUCGCUCCCUCGACAGCUCGUCAGCUCCGGCAGCUCGGGUGUGUGUGCGCAUGCGUAAAGAAAGAUAAUUCAGAAGCAGCGCAAAAGUGAAGAUUUUCUUUUUUCGGAGCCAGAGCUGCGCAUGCGUGAACCGUAGGCCAAUGAAAAUAAAAGUGAAAUCCUUGUGAAUCAGUGGCAGGACUGCAUCUCGGCCAGAUCCACUUGCAGUGACGGCGGCCAAACAACAAGCUGUCAUAAGUCCGAAAGCGAAAGUGCAACUACCCCGUGGAAAGUGAAAGUCCGCUUGAAAGUCCUCUCUGCAGUUGGCUGGCCAUGUCGCUGCCAAGGCACUCCAAGGACACCUGGCUGCGGCUGGUGUGGUUUGGAUUAUUGGUUACGAUAGAAGUUCAUGGCCUGGGCUAUCCCAGUGCCCAGCAGGAGCACGACAUGCUCAUCCUGGACGCCCUGUCGCGACGCAGUGGCACUGGAUACUAUGGCGAGAACAGCGUGAUGGAGAUGCUUUCCCGAAUGAUACCGCAAUCGUGCCGCUUUCGUGGCCACAAGUUCGAGUGCGGCCUGUCCAUCUCAUGUGUCUUGGGCGGCGGCAAGCCGCUGGAUCUCUGCUCCGGCGGCAUGAUCUGGUCGUGUUGCGUGGACAAAGAUCUCGAUGCGGAGGAGAGUCCGCAUGCAGCUCCGGUCAACAACACGAGUGAUAUAAUACACUUGCAUGACAUUUAUCCCGACCUGUCGAUGAAUGCAAACAAGCCGCAGCACCACCUGCACCACCACAGUGGCAACGGCCUGUCAGCGGCCUCAUCCACCACAUCAACCGCUUCCUCCUCAGCACGGCCGGCUUAUCCCAGCUACGGUCACUACAGCACCAAACGACCGACAUUGUACAGUGGCUCCAAUCCUUACAAGCCAGGAUCCUCCAGUCGACCCUCGUCAGCAACAGCUUCCAACCUUAAUAGCUGGGAGCACGAAUCAGGCGGCCAUCCCAUCAACGGGAUCACCAAUCACCUGGAUAGCUUCUUCGAUGCAGAUGCCCCGCCGCCGUUGGAUUCAGCCGGAGUGGGAUCGGGGCCACCGCCCCAUGAGCCGCUACCCAAUGCCCAGGCCUUCGCGGUGGGCAAUGUCCUGGACCUGAAUGCCGGCGAGGCGGCUGAUGAGUACCAGAGUGGCUACCACGAUGCCAGCUAUCGUCCAGUGCCGGGCUGCGGCGAGGUCUACACUCGAUCCAAUCGCAUCGUGGGCGGGCACUCCACUGGUUUUGGGUCGCAUCCCUGGCAGGUGGCUCUAAUCAAGUCGGGUUUCCUCACCCGAAAGCUCAGCUGCGGCGGUGCCUUGAUCUCUAAUAGAUGGGUUGUCACAGCUGCCCAUUGUGUGGCCACCACCACCAAUUCCAAUAUGAAGAUUCGCCUGGGCGAAUGGGAUGUCCGGGCGCAGGAGGAGCGACUUAACCACGAAGAGUACGGCAUCGAGCGCAAGGAGGUGCAUCCCCACUACAAUCCCGCUGACUUUAAGAACGAUGUGGCUUUGAUACGUCUGGACAGGAAUGUGGUCUACAAGCAGCACAUUAUUCCCGUGUGUCUGCCGCCGCCAGCUACCAAGCUUACUGGCAAGAUGGCCACCGUGGCUGGCUGGGGACGAACACGCCAUGGCCAGAGCACUGUACCCUCAGUGCUGCAGGAGGUGGACGUGGAGGUGAUCUCCAACGAUCGCUGCCAGCGCUGGUUUCGUGCGGCGGGUCGGCGAGAGGCCAUUCAUGAUGUGUUCCUGUGCGCCGGCUACAAGGAGGGUGGUCGCGACUCGUGUCAAGGCGACAGCGGCGGGCCGCUAACGCUGACCAUGGACGGCCGUAAGACGCUAAUUGGUCUCGUGUCCUGGGGCAUCGGUUGCGGGCGGGAGCACUUGCCCGGCGUCUACACGAACAUCCAGCGCUUUGUGCCCUGGAUCAACAAGGUGAUGGCCAACGACAAGGCGUAGUCCACUCCAUCAUCAUCAUCACCGACCCACAAAACCGGAAGACUGCAGUCACCGCUCGAGGAGUUCUGCAGUCGUGUGCGUCCGCUGCGGAGUUGGAGAUGAAGCUCCCAGCCAGGCCAUGUGAUUCCUCUACGACUCGGGGUUGCUAGUGUGUAAUUUAUUGUAUUUAUUUUAACUUUAUUCCACUCCAGGGGAUCUCCCAAGUCCCCGAAACCAGCUCACUUUGGUCGAUCCUUUCGGUCCUCUCGUUCGUUUCUCAUUGCAUUCCAAGCAUUCGGUUUAAGUUUUCGAUAUUUAUUACACUGCUCGACGAAAAGAUUCCUACAUUUGAGAUCACCUAACAUCUACUACAUACAUUCUUAUUUAUAAUUUUUAAUAAAAAGUAAUGAAAAAUUAAA